Coregonus sp. 'balchen' is the source of this 1027-nucleotide messenger RNA. Lineage: Eukaryota; Metazoa; Chordata; Actinopteri; Salmoniformes; Salmonidae. The record is from the annotation of a GenBank genome assembly.
AGGCUGAGGAGGUGGAGACACAGAGCAGGUCAUGUCCUUCCGGCUGGACCAGAUACGGAUCCCGCUGCUUCAUGUUUGUCAGUACGCAGAGGACAUGGCUUGAGGCAGAGGUACACCGAUAUGUUGAAGCACGUCUUCCACUCGGAAAGAUUCCAUUGUCUACUCUAUAUUGAGUCUAAAAUAUAUACAGUUUUGUAACAAACUCACUUGUUGGUACUGACUCUCUCUCUCACCCCUCCUAUAGCGAUACUGUGUGCACUUUGGGGCGAACCUUGCGUCCGUACACAGUUCAGCAGAGCAUCACUUUGUGCAAGAGUUGGUGAGACGACAUACGAAUGAUUUAACCUAUGCUUGGAUCGGAGGAUUUGACCAUGUUCAGGUACAGUGCUCGUGAAUUACGUCACACCUUGCUAUACAGUAGGUUUGGGAAUACUUAGAACAGAGCCACUAAGGCCCCGUACACACUCAGGUUGUACAACUGAUGUACAACACAUUUGACACAAUGGUUGUGAUACAUCUGAUAUUUUUGUGAUACAAUAUAGAGUUUGUAUGUACAGAAACAUUUACACAACCAUUGUUUGGUGUAUCCACAAAGCUUGUGUAAUUGUUUCCAAAAAACUCUUUGUUGUAUCACAACCGUUGCCAAAUGCAUUGUACAUCAGUUGUACAACUUGAGUGUGUACGGAGCCUAAUUGUGUGGCUUUAAAGAGAUUUGCAUGUGCUCUGGUUGAAUAAAUGAAAUGUUUCCUACAGAACCGGGUGUGGCUUUGGAGUGACGGGUCUAGAUUGGAUUACACUAGCUGGCACACAGGAGAACCCAACAAUUACAAUGGCAAGAGGGAGCCUUGUCUGAUGAUGAACUGGGGAGGUACAGUAAACUUACUAUCAUCUGAUCCUAAUCACUCACCUCACCUUCAAAUUCAAUUAAUUUCAAUUGGAGAGGUGAUUUUUUAUCCUUGUUUCCCGUAUAGGCGAGAAACGCUGGAAUGAUGCAAAAUUGUGGAAACAAAUAUUAUUCUGUGUGUGU